GCGAAAAAAAAAGUUGACGUCUGUAAACCACCACGCGACCCCAACAACCCCUUCACCAUCAACGCAUCGCCCGCGGCCAAUUCGCUCUCUCCUUCCUCCCAUCGGCCGCCGUGCAUCAUCAUUUUCUUUUCUCUUUUCUGCCGUCAUUCUCUCUCUUGUGUGAAAUUCGUCUGCGUCCUUUUGCCCCUGACCCGCGCAUCGCUCUCCUAUUUCCAGGCUGUCCCUCCCCCUCCGGCCAUGCCGCUUGGCUUCCAAACUUCCAUCUUCGGCAAAAACAACUCCUCCGACACCCAUGCAUCGCUUUUAAAUAUUGACGACCGCCAUGCAGAGCGGACCCCGCAUAACCCUAUAACCGCACACGACCACCAUAACGACAUGACGUCCGACGACGAUCUCGAAGUAGAAGGCCGGCCGCCCUACCUCCAUGCCAUGAUUGCAGGAGGCAUCGGCGGCUCGACAGGAGACCUCCUCAUGCACUCGCUCGACACCGUCAAGACACGGCAGCAAGGCGACCCCAACAUCCCCCCUCGAUAUACAUCUCUCGCAAACUCAUACUACACCAUCUGGCGCCAGGAAGGCGUGCGCCGCGGGCUCUACAGCGGCUGGGUACCCGCGCUUGGCGGCUCGCUGCCCGGCACCAUGCUAUUCUUCGGCACAUACGAAUGGAGCAAGCGCUUCCUCAUCGACCACGGCAUGCAGCACCACCUGGCGUACCUGAGCGCCGGCUUCCUCGGCGACCUGGCGGCGUCGAUUGUCUAUGUGCCGUCCGAGGUCCUCAAGACCCGUCUGCAGCUUCAGGGCCGCUUCAACAACCCGCACUUCUACUCGGGGUACAACUACCACGGCACGGCCGACGCCGCGCGCACCAUUGUACUUAAAGAAGGCGUGUCGGCGCUAUUCCACGGCUACAAGGCCACGCUGGGCCGCGAUCUGCCCUUCUCAGCGCUGCAGUUUAUGUUCUGGGAGCAGCUGCACGCUUGGGCGCGCAUGUACAAGCAAAGCCGCGAUAUCGGCGUUCCGCUCGAACUCCUGACUGGCGGUGUUGCUGGCGGUCUGGCCGGCGUCAUAACGUGUCCGCUGGACGUUGUUAAGACACGGUUGCAGACGCAGGUCCAUCCGUCAUUACGUGCUGAACGUCAUCCUUCAACAGCGGGCGCUCAGAAGCGCGGCAUCUCCACGUCCUCGCCUAAUACGCAUCGCCCACAACCUGGCGCUAUUGCGCUAGAAACGCAGUCUGUCAUCCAGGGCCUCAAGGUCAUUUACCGCACCGAGGGUCUGAGCGGGUGGUUCCGUGGCGUCGGACCUCGCGGUGUGUGGACGUUCAUCCAGAGCGGUUGCAUGCUGUUCUUGUACCAGCGGCUUUUGCAUCAGCUCGAGACCUGGGUUCCUGUGGAGCGCGAGGAGCCUUGAGAUGCAAGACAUUUUGUCUUUGUCUCUGUUUUUAUAUACAACAACCUGUACCAAUAUUUUCCUCUUAUUUUUCGUUGUUCAUGGGGGUCACAUCAUCACCAGCACCACUCAAGACCAUCUUUUUGUUAUAACUUUGCAUCAGGCACCCUGCUGCGCGACGACUCGUACAUAUACGGACCCGCGGUAGGGAUUGUGGAGGAAAAGAGGGAGAAGGAAUCUCUUUUUAGAAGCCGGAAUAGAAAACCAUGGUCGUUUCCUCAUUCUGCAUUGGCGUUUUAGACAUAUCUUAUUUCACGAGAAGGGGAAGGGGGUAGAGAAAGAAGAACAGAGGCCACGGCGAUUAGGGCCUAGUUAACGCGCAAUGUAUAGACGUCUGGCACAUGGAAGCAGCAUGUUCCUUGUCAUAUUUCGCUAUCAAUUGCAUACAUAAUUCCAACUCAUAAGCAAUGUAACUUUCUGGG
Messenger RNA from [Torrubiella] hemipterigena, 1871 nucleotides. NCBI's taxonomy places the organism in Eukaryota, Fungi, Ascomycota, Sordariomycetes, Hypocreales, Clavicipitaceae. The record is from the annotation of a GenBank genome assembly.